AUUGCAUUCAACACUCAAGACGCGACAUUAUGGCCCCGUUUUCUGGAUCUCUCCAGCCAAAGAAAAAGGCCGACUUGCAACAUAUCGCCAAUUCUCUCGGAAUCAGUGAUGCUGGCACGAAAGAUGAAUUGCAGUUACGCAUCAAGAAACAUCUAGACAACAAUCAGGACGUGCUCGAAGGCGACCCUCAGUAUGCCGGCCUAUAUGGUGUCAGGAGUCGUGGAGGAGCCGUCGCUCGGAAGCCAAGUGUCCAACCUCAGUUGCCUAGUACUCGCCUUGCGCCACCGAAAGAAAUGACACCUCCCUCACCUCGAAAGCCGGUGCCUAUGGACCCCAUCGUCGAGACCCCAGGAAGGGGAGAAGUCUCCGUGAUGCUCAAAUCUAUCACACCCUUUGCGACGAAAACUCAGACCGUCGUCGAGCCUCCGACGCCGAGUUCUCUUCCUCCACUUCCAUCGAGUGCGGGUUCGAUAUCAGCCGUUGUUUCGGCGCGCAAAGGGCUGAGUGCUAUGGUGAUUCGCAGAGUGGAAGAAGUAAAGAAGGGGGAGGUGCUUAUUAAGACGAGGUCGUGGAUGUCGAACUCGACGAACGUAUGGUUGCUGAGCGCGUUGAUUGAGUUUUUCGUGCUGUUGGUGGUUAUCGUGCCGUGGACGUGGACCGCUAUUGGUGGCAUCGAGGUGCCGUAUCCACCGCCAAGUGUACUCCAGAGUCGAGCAUUUUGGAUGGACAUUGGGAGAUGGACAGGCCCCACUGUUGUUGUUCCGGGGCUGCUAGGUUAUCUGGUCUCAUUCAGGGGACACGACGGUUUUGAUCCACUGACGGGGUGGGUCGUUCGACUAGCCGGAGUCGUGUUGGCAGAGGAGGCUCGAUGGCGUGUGGUCACUGCGAGCGUCGGUGUCGCAUUUGCAUUUGCAGAAGCGAUGCCUGGGCCAGCACCGGUCUUGAACGAGAGCCUUCAGCGGCUGACUGCUGGGGAUACGGAGAGCGAAGAAGUAGAUUGAUAAUAAUAAUGUUUUAUGU
Molecule: messenger RNA, 1020 nt
Organism: Desarmillaria tabescens
Lineage: Eukaryota; Fungi; Basidiomycota; Agaricomycetes; Agaricales; Physalacriaceae
Exons: 3
Coding region: 30-1001 (323 amino acids)
Cellular component (GO): membrane
Source: RefSeq, a predicted model, not a curated record